AUGGACUAUGAUUCACCCUUGGACUAUGAUUCACCCUUCCUGGACUAUGGUUCACCCUUGCUGGACGAUCCGUUGUUUUGGAUGGUGUGGGGAUGGGCCAUCCUAACCACGAUCAAGGGUAUUUGGUACUUGGAUACUACAUACACAGCUAUUUUUCCGUUUUCCCCUUCCCGUUUUUCUCGUUUUUCUCUCCCCUCUUUCUGCCUUUGUAUUCCUUUGCUCCUGUUCUCCUGCUACCUCUCUCUCUCUUUGUCUGCGAGGUCGCGUGUCAACACUUGGUCAACACGUCGCGGCGCCCUCCUUUGUAUUUUCUUCUUCUUCCCUGAUCGCGUCUGCCCCUGUUCGGGUCGGCGCUUCCCAUGGGCUAUGUUGGGGGGUUCAAAAUUGCUUCUCGCUGUCUACUAUGGCCAAAUUACUAGUAGCGCACUGAGGUCAACCACUUGCUCUUCUAAAACGGCAUUGCUAGGAGUUUUCAAAAUUCUUGAGGCAACGUGUGGGCGCACAACCGCGCCACAGAACGGCGCCUACAAUGGCAACCCCACAGUUGGAGUUAAGAUUCUCCGAGUUUGCGAGAUGGGAAGGAUUUGUACAGAUGUGGUUCCAUCUAACAUCUGCGCCGUUGGCGGAGGGAAAGAGUACCUGGCGCUGGUCAUGCACAUGCGUGAAUAUGGGGGAGAGAAGAGGAAUUUUGAAACGGGGCUUACCAUCAUGGAUGGGUUGAUAGACCAGGUUUGGUCUACUGUGUAUAUACCGUCCUGCCCGAGGUGCUACACGACGGCCGUCAUGGCAAGUAGUGUCCGACAGCGAUAUGAAAGCGAAGAGGAGGGCAGAAAAAUUUCAGGCUCGUCAUUAUUCGGCGAGAGACCGUACAUCUGGCCCAUGACGAAACAAAAAUUCAAAUCAGUGCACAAGGCACAUGAUAGGAAGGCGAGGAAGGCGAGUUUGCAAUGGACUCAUCUGCACCCUUGUCAUUGUGGUGCUAGCGGUCAUCCAAGGACCUCUGUUUCACUCAAAAAACCAGCUCGUCCGCGAGGUACCUUACCGUUGAAGAACCUUAGUCAGCUUCUUCGUUACAAUCCAGACAUCGGACUCUACGUCCGGAAGCUCAAGCUGCAGCUCAAUGAGCGCCUUGACAAGCUUGACCGUUGGGAUCCAAGCGAGCCGAACGCUUAUGCCCAUAAUAUCCUGGCUCUUUCACAGGUGAAAUUCCUGCAAAGCUUGCAGAUUGUGCGGGUUCAAGGUCAUAACGGCCUUGGUUCCUUAAAAGUGCAGAAGGACCCCUUGAUCACUUCAAAGUUCCAUCGCAUCCGACCCCCCAACUCCCGAUGCCACCCCACCAUUAGACUUGACAAGCUCAAGACGUUGGCCGUCGACUCCUCCUACACACGAAAGGCUCAAGCCAUCAAGGAUAUAUUCAUGGAGGCAAGCGAGGUGGAAACACUCGUUUACAAGGCAAGCCCGCCGGAGGGUUGUCGCGGUUUGGCGGGGUGGAUCAACGUCGGCGCCUUUUCGACGCUGACGACUUUGAAGGUGAUCUUCGAGGUUAUGCGGUCCACCUCAGAAGUCCAUCUGCAAGGUUUGUGCCACGAGCUCGACCUGUUCCCUCGCAACAAUGUUCUAGAGGUUCUAGACAUUGAACUGAUUUUGGUUAUCAUCCCGAGCCUUCAAUCCGCUCGAGAGGAGCAAUGGGGACAGCUGGACCGUGUGUUGUCUCGUGGCUUUUCGUGUCUGCGGAGGGUCGCGGUCGCUAUUGAUCUUCGCAACGCGAUGGGUGUGCCGGAGAUUGGGCAGAUGCAGCAGUUUGAGAUAUCUCGAACACAUUUUCCUUGCCUGAGGGAGAAUGCAGCUGUCGAGUUCGAUUUUUCGAGGAGAAGUAAGUGA
Molecule: messenger RNA, 1881 nt
Organism: Laccaria bicolor S238N-H82
Lineage: Eukaryota; Fungi; Basidiomycota; Agaricomycetes; Agaricales; Hydnangiaceae
Exons: 14
Coding region: 1-1881 (626 amino acids)
Source: RefSeq, a predicted model, not a curated record